Molecule: messenger RNA, 1107 nt
Organism: Paramacrobiotus metropolitanus
Lineage: Eukaryota; Metazoa; Tardigrada; Eutardigrada; Parachela; Macrobiotidae
Exons: 2
Coding region: 102-1028 (308 amino acids)
Source: RefSeq, a predicted model, not a curated record
AAUGCAUCGUACAGAAAACUGGGCCUGCUGUGACGUACGUAGUACGUAUGUAUAGUAUUUACGAUUAGCAUUGAAAAAAGUUACAAAAAAAAUGAAAUUUAAUGAUGCAUUUGGGCGUGGUGUGUGAUUUAGCGUGGCUGCAGCUGAGCGUGUGGAGCGUGUGCUGGGGAUGCCUGCCGCCCCCGUUUGCCCUUCAAUGGCCGCUGUCCAAUGUGCCACCGGCGAGCAGCCUGGAGGACCUGAUCACGGAGGCCCUGCGGACGAGACAGGACGAGCGCAUCACUCUGCCGCUGGCCGCGAACGCGGGCAUCCUGGAGGGCCUCCUGAGCCGGCCCCGGCUGGGCGAGGACGCGACGUUUAGCUGCGAGGCGCCGCCCGGGGGCGACUGGCGCUCGCUGACCUGGCUGCACCGCGGACGCACCGUCUUCGAAGCAGGCCACGCCCCGCCGGAGGACCCGGCGCAGCGCUACAACGUCAGCCGCGUGGGUGACCGCCGCCUGCAGCUGGUGGUCCUCAACGUCACCGCCUACUCGGGCGGGCCGCUCCUCUGCGUGGAUGCCACGCCCACCGCGAGCAGCUACACCGGCCAGCCGCUCGUUCUGCGCCGCUUCACGAUUACCCGCGCCAGCGAAGUCUUUGCACCGCUGCCCGAGGGCGGGACGCGCGUGACCCGCGUAGGCGGCAGCGUGACCAUCCCCUGCCGCGUCCGUUUGCCACUCCCAGACGGAGUCCUGCGUAACCUGGAUAACCAUGUUGUCUGGCGCUGGAUGGGCCGUCUGUACCGGCCGCCCACGCAGCUGCCGUACGGUGCGCUGCCGCCCUCGCAGGAACCGCCCAUCUUCACGGUGAACUGCCACCGGAAACCAGCGGUACCCAGUAAUCUUCCCGGACAGUUUAUCGACAACGCACUAAAAGUGGGAAAUCUCCCAGCUAGCGCUGGCGCCGAGCUGCAGUGCUUCUUCCGGCCGCAUGAAGGCGUCCACGAGUGGGUCUUUCAGACCGCUACGAUUACUGUGACCAACCAAUAGCUACUCAGUUUAUUAUAGCACCGAAAGUUGGUGUUCUGAUUAUCAAGUCUGCUGUCUGCGCAAUUAUAUAUCUCUGCAC